AUGCCUUCCCCAUAUGUCAAGGACGAGCGUGUCCUGUGUUUCCACCAUGAGAUCCUAUAUGAGGCCAAGAUCCUGGAUGUGCGCCAUCAAGAUCCCUCAGACAAGAAGAGCCCCAUGGAGUACAAGGUCCACUACAAGGGCUGGAAAUCAACGUGGGAUGACUGGGUUCUCGAAGACCGCCUGCGCAAGUGGAACGAGCAAAAUCGCGAGCUAGCUACCAACAUUCGCCGUGAGGCCGAGGCUGCCCAGCGAGAGAAGAACAACGCCAAGUCAGCAUCGAAAAAACGUGCUGCCUCGGAUAAUGAUUCGGUCCGUGGCAGCGAAGGCCCUGGGUCAACAUCUGGACGAAAUAAACGCUCUCGUGAUAACGAGAUUGAGACGGUUGAAGCCUUUCAUGCCCGCCCCUCGAUCUAUCUCAAUAUCCCUGUCAACCUCCGCAGCCUGAUUGUUGACGACUGGGAGCGUUGCACCAAAGACUACUGCAUCGUCAAACUGCCUGCUCCCGAGAACUUGACUGUCGAAGCCAUACUUAACGACUGGAUGGCCUACGAACAUCCCAAAUGCAACAGCCUGCUGGAUCGUCAGCUGGUCACCACCACCGUCAAGGGCAUCACGGUCUUCUUUUGCCAAACCGUCGAGCGUAUCCUGCUGUACCGCGUGGAACGCCCUCAGAAGCGUUUACUCAAGAAGAAGUAUGGCCGAUCCGAGGACCGUUCCUCCCCGGAGAAGAUUUGGGGUGCGGAGCAUCUCAUCCGCCUGUUCAGUGUCCUGCCUGAGUUGAUGGCUCAGACCAACGUGGAUGCUAAUCAACUCCGCAUCAUGAGCGAGCACUGGCAGAAGCUCCUGGCAUUCGUGAGCCAGAAUUCAGACCGUUACUUCCGCACUGAGUAUUUCCCUGCCGAGGAGCUUUCUGAGGAAAAGGUCUAA
Molecule: messenger RNA, 927 nt
Organism: Penicillium chermesinum
Lineage: Eukaryota; Fungi; Ascomycota; Eurotiomycetes; Eurotiales; Aspergillaceae
Exons: 4
Coding region: 1-927 (308 amino acids)
Biological process (GO): chromatin organization; regulation of DNA-templated transcription
Cellular component (GO): nucleus; NuA4 histone acetyltransferase complex; Rpd3S complex
Source: RefSeq, a predicted model, not a curated record